AUGAGAGUGGCCCUGGAGACUGCACAGAACCCUGCAGAUGCCGACUUACAGCGAGUGCUUCCUGGAGUGCACCAGUGGCAUUCAGCUAACAAUGCCGAAAUCAGGCAGGUCAGCCGGAAGCUUGAUACUGUGGCAGAGGUUUUGACCGGGGGGAUCAACAAGCUAAUAGCUUUCACCCAUACCAACGAGCGCCGUCACCUGCUUCGCGAUGAGCAACUAGCUCAAUUUCUAGAGCGAGGAGCACAAGCAAUUAGGAACAGAGAGGAGGAAGAUUUCACGGAGCUUUUACAAGAGGCAACAGCUGCCGGUACUAUGGCCAAUGACACAACAAUCAAUAACAGCCGAGUUGCCCCCACACAACUGGAGAACGACUUGGAAGCCACCGGAUUUGUUGCUCCUAUUGAUGAUCCUAUAAUGGAGGUGGAUAAUGGAAAUUACGGCAACAUGGAGCAGAUGGAAGCAGCCGAUGUUUUACUUCAAGUUGGUGCAACGAGGGUAGCUACAGAACAAUACACAGCAAAAGAGAUGCAACUCGGUGCAAUGAUUGGGGUCACCAAGCCCAAUAAGUCCUUCUUCAUGCGGCCUAAGCACACCACUCUCUUAGCAAUGCUGGAUGAGUGGACUGGCCGCGGUGACUUCCAGUGUGAGUUGAAUGGUGUAGAAGGGCGUGAGCUGCACUGGAAAAAUAAAUGGCGACUGCAUUGGUCGAAGGCGCAAGGUGCACACCUGUCAAGAACCAAGGCCAUCAUCACCGGCAUUCGAGCUUAUGCAAAAAUCCACAACAAAUCAGACCAUGAUGUGCGCCUUGCAUUGCAAGAUAUAUAUUAA
Messenger RNA from Seminavis robusta, 828 nucleotides. NCBI's taxonomy places the organism in Eukaryota, Bacillariophyta, Bacillariophyceae, Naviculales, Naviculaceae. The record is from the annotation of a GenBank genome assembly.